Molecule: messenger RNA, 2666 nt
Organism: Catharus ustulatus (Swainson's thrush)
Lineage: Eukaryota; Metazoa; Chordata; Aves; Passeriformes; Turdidae
Gene: LSM7
Product: LSM7 homolog, U6 small nuclear RNA and mRNA degradation associated
Exons: 4
Coding region: 46-399 (117 amino acids)
Biological process (GO): nuclear-transcribed mRNA catabolic process; mRNA splicing, via spliceosome
Cellular component (GO): U6 snRNP; spliceosomal tri-snRNP complex; U2-type prespliceosome
Molecular function (GO): RNA binding
Source: RefSeq, a predicted model, not a curated record
GGGCUCCGCCGGGGCGCGACGUCACUUCUGGCGGUGCCGAAUGAAAUGGCGAGUGGCGGUGGCGGUGGUGGCGGCGGCGCGGGGAAGAUGACGGAUAAAGAGAAGAAGAAGAAGGAGAGCAUAUUGGACCUCUCCAAGUACAUCGACAAGACCAUCCGGGUGAAGUUCCAGGGCGGGCGGGAAGCAAGUGGUGUCUUGAAAGGAUUUGACCCUCUUCUGAACCUUGUGCUGGAUGGUACCAUUGAGUAUAUGCGAGAUCCAGAUGAUCAAUUUAAAUUAACAGAAGACACACGUCAGUUGGGACUUGUGGUUUGCAGAGGGACUUCUGUGGUUCUGAUUUGUCCACAGGAUGGAAUGGAAGCUAUUCCAAACCCUUUCAUUCAGCAGCAAGAUGGCUAAUGCUUCCUUUGGAUUGUCUCUGAAAACUUCAGGAGUGCAAGUCAUGGGAGAAAAUUGUCAAUGUGUGAGAAGCUUCCUGUUUUGGGGGGUAGUUUGAAUGUGUAUUUGUUAGUGUAAAAAAAGUCAACUUUUAUUUUUGUGGCUUUAAUAGAUGAUGAGAAGAUGGGGAAUGUAAGAAGUAUGUUCUUGUUUUCCUUCCACCCCCAAAUAAGUGUGCAACUAUGUUGUUUAGAGCUGACAGAAGAUAACAUAUUGUCAUGAAUUGUCUGAGACCUUCUUGAUCUUGUGAGUUUUGAAACAACCCCAUAAAAUUAGUUAAGAAUGCCCUGAAUAUUGGUUAUAUUCUUUCCAUUUUAAAUACAUUUAAAUGUAUUUAAUCCAAAUUAAAAACCUAAAUACAAUAAAGCAUGUUUUUCUUCCUCUUAGAUAUCAGUACUCAGCUGGGGAAGCAUUAUGUUGUAGUCUUCUGCUGUUGAGUUCAGUCUCUUUUGUGCAGGAAUAUUACUUCCUUGUGUAGUGUCACCACCUUUACAAGGGAUGUAGCCAAGAGGGUCUUUUUCAGCACGUGUUCCAGAACUGGUGGGCUGUGAUUUGUGCAUCAGCAGGCUCACACAUUUCUACAGGAUUUCUUGGAAUUUUAGGGGAAGAAUAUUUAAUACCCUAACAUUUGUUCAAUUGUAGGCGGUGUCUGGAAGAACUGCAUAUUUUUAUAUUGUAGCUAGCCACAUGUGGUUUUGCUUGUUAUAACUUGAUUUGUAAGUAAACAUUUUUAUUUCUUUUAUACUGCAGAAAAUUCAAGAUUUGAGGAGUUUUGAGUGAAUAAAAACAAAUUAAUCUGUUUGUAAAUGUCUGGUUUUUAGUCUGUAAAAGUGCACUGCAGCUGACAUUACAGUUCUCCAGUCAUAAAUCUAAAUUAAAUUAGCUGAGGUGGUGCAUAAACACUGCAGGAUCCGGAGGGACCAGAGCAGAAGCAUGCUUCAAACAGUUGAUGGGAAAGGCCUGAGUGCGUCUUGUCCCUCUUCUGAGGCAUUUUAAAGACUGCUUCUGCCACCUGCUCUUGGCUUUAUAGAGGACCCUUUAUGAGGAGGCUGUGAACAGAGUGACUUGUUUUGCUGGCAGUAUUGUUCCUGAAGGUUGUCAAGAACACAUGGCAAGUACAGAUUGGAUUGGUUAUUUUGGCCACAGCAUUGUUCUCCCAUGCAUAGCCUUUCCUGGGUCAGUUCCAAAAUGGGUGGGUGCUAUGAGUCAACUCCAGUUUGGUCAAUCUGACUUCUAGGACGCUCUGAAACUGGGGACCGGGUGUCUCAUGUGAUAUAUUGCCUGUGGGAAGUUGGGUGUGUCUGGAUUUUAAUCUGGGGGCCCACAUAGCUGUCUAUAAAGUUACGUUACUCACAACCUAGUUUCUUUCUAAUACUACAAAACUUUCUGGUGAAACUGCACAAUUCAAAAGGGAAUCCUUAUUUAGAGUGUGAGGAGUAGAAUUUCUUGCCAUCAGCCUGAGCAGAGUUUUGAACUGUUCUUUAGGUGGGUGAAAGAUUGCUGCUGUUGAUGCUAAAAACAUGUUGCACUAUCUUUAUGCUCUAAGUAUAGCAUCAGAAGCAGACCUGCUGGGGCUCUCUGGGGUAGGUUCUGGACUCUCAGUGCUGGGAGAUGUGCCUGGAGCCAUGGGUCAAGUGUGUAAACUGGAGAGGGGCACAUUCCCAACAUUUCCUGCUCAGGUGGUUGGUUGCUUGGUCAUUGUUGUGAGCUGCAUAUCUCCUUUUCUGCAGCACAGACUUUGAGGUUAUACUUGGAAGUGAAGUACCUGAAGAAUAUGAAAAUGAUAGGGGACGGACAUUUUAGCAGGCCCUGUUGUGACAAGAUAAAGCGUAAUGGUUUAAGCUAAAAGAGGGAUGAUCCAGACUGGAAAUAAGUUUUAUGAUGAGCAUGGAGAGGCCCUGGCACAGCUUCUGUUUGCUGAGCUCUGCCAAGAACUGGGAGUGAGUCUUGCUGGUAUGGGCUCUUUGGGUAAGGGACUCUACUUCAAGGUCACUAUGCAAAUCUCUUCAUGUUUUCCCUUUGGAAAAAAUCACUAUGGCAUUAGCUGUUGCUUGUCCUCCAUCUGUAUUUAUUUAGUGCAUUUAGAUUGAGCAUGACUGAACAUGGGAAACCAUAUGGGUUUGAAUGGGGGCUUACUUCGUCUUCUCAUACUGAAGUGUAAAGUUAGUUACAUAAUAGAAACUGUAAUCACUUUGGUAUUUGAUUAAACUUGAACUAAUGAAAGAUGA